This is a messenger RNA of Paecilomyces variotii, 518 nucleotides long. RefSeq lists its product as hypothetical. Gene Ontology annotation, biological process: transmembrane transport. Gene Ontology annotation, cellular component: membrane. Gene Ontology annotation, molecular function: transmembrane transporter activity. The record is from RefSeq and is a predicted model, not a curated record. Bases 203 to 466 code for a protein of 87 amino acids. NCBI's taxonomy places the organism in Eukaryota, Fungi, Ascomycota, Eurotiomycetes, Eurotiales, Thermoascaceae. The transcript has a single exon.
UCUCUGUCUUAACAAGAACUAAGUGGCUCUUUCUAUCAGAAAUGAGUUGAAAUGCUAGAUCAGCAGCCGCAUGUACAUAAACAUGCCACCUGCCACCUUCUGUGACAAGUUCAAUCUUAUUUCUGAGGGAUAAAAAACGACAAUAUAGGUUGAUUUACAAUCAACUUGGUUCUUUGUAUAGACAGUGGUGGAAUUAUUUCCGAUGUUUCGGCUUUAUUCCAGAGUUGCACGAGCAUCAUAUUACAACGCAAAGGGCCUUGCGACUAUGUUUUCAAUCGAUGCUGUAGCUGGAUUUUUCGUCCAAUAUAUCAACCAGGUGGCUUUUUUUGUGCUCUAUUGGAACUACCAUUGCGUCAAUGUAGGCUGUCUCAUGAUUUUCUUGGUAUUUUUUUACUUUCUCUUUCCAGAGACGAAGAGCCGGCCUCUGGAGGAAGUUUCAAAAAUCUUAGACAAGAGAAUGACUUAACGUAUUUCACUACCGAGCGGCCACUACCCCCGAGUGGCCACCCCACCCAAAU